Molecule: messenger RNA, 1716 nt
Organism: Bufo bufo (common toad)
Lineage: Eukaryota; Metazoa; Chordata; Amphibia; Anura; Bufonidae
Product: oocyte zinc finger protein XlCOF7.1-like
Exons: 1
Biological process (GO): negative regulation of transcription by RNA polymerase II; regulation of immune system process; regulation of cytokine production
Source: RefSeq, a predicted model, not a curated record
UCGGAAUGUGGGAAAUGUUAUAGUGAUAAAUCAAGUCUUCUGAGACAUCAGAGAAUUCACACAGGAGAGAAGCCAUAUUCAUGCUCAGAAUGUGGGAAAUGUUUUAGUCGGAAAUCACAUCUUGUUGAACAUCAGAAAACUCACACAGGAGAGAAGCCAUUUUCAUGUUCAGAAUGUGGGAAGAGGUUUAGGAGUCAACAUCAUCUUAAGAUACACCUGGGAACUCAUACUGGGGAGCAGCAAUAUUCAUGUUCAGAAUGUGGGAAAUGUUCUAGUGAUAAAUCAAGUUUUGUGAUACAUCAGAGAAUUCAUACAGGAGAGAAUCCAUAUUCAUGUUCAGAAUGUGGAAAGUGUUUUCGUCAGAAAUCACAUCUUGUGAGACAUCAGAGAAUUCACACAGGGGAGAAGCCAUUUUCUUGUUUAGAAUGUGGGAAAUGUUUUAGUCGGAAAUCACAUCUUGUUGAACAUCAGAAAACUCACACAGGAGAGAAGCCAUUUUCAUGUUCGGAAUGUGGGAAAUAUUUUCGUAACAAAUCAAUUCUUGAGGUACAUCAGAGAAUUCACACCGGGGUUAAGCCAUUUUCAUGCCCUGAAUGUGGGAAAUAUUUUAAUCAUAAAUCAGAUCUUGUGAAUCAUAUGAGAAAUUACACUGGCGAGAAGCCAUUUCCAUGUCCUGAAUGUGAAAAGUGUUUUAAUUCGAAAGCACAGCUUGAUAAACAUCUGAGAACUCACACAGGAGAGAAGCCAUAUUCGUGUCCUGAAUGUGAGAAAUGUUUUAGUAUUAAAUCACAUUUUGUGCAACAUCAAAGAAUUCACACAGGAGAGAAGCCAUUUUCUUGUCCUGAAUGUGAGAAGUGUUUUAAUACCAAAUCAAGUCUUGUGCAACAUCAGAGAAUUCACACCGGAGAGAAGCCAUUUUCUUGUCCCGAAUGUGAGAAGUGUUUUAAUACCAAAUCAAGUCUUGUGCAACAUCAGAGAAUUCACACUGGAGAGAAGCCAUUUUCAUGUCAUGAAUGUGGGAAAUAUUUUAGUAUUAAAUCACAUUUUGUGCAACAUCAAAGAAUUCACACAGGAGAGAAGCCAUUUUCUUGUCCCGAAUGUGAGAAGUGUUUUAAUAACAAAUCAAGUCUUGUGCAACAUCAGAGAAUUCACACCGGAGAGAAGCCAUUUUCUUGUCCCGAAUGUGAGAAGUGUUUUAAUAACAAAUCAAGUCUUGUGCAACAUCAGAGAAUUCACACCGGAGAGAAGCCAUUUUCAUGUCAUGAAUGUGGGAAAUAUUUUAAUGAAAAAUCAAAUCUUAAUUCACAUCUGAAAAAUCACACAGUAGAAAAGCCAUUUUCAUGUCCAGAAUGUGAGAAGUGUUUUAGUGAGAAAUCAAAUCUUGUUCGACAUCAGAAAACUCACGCAGGGGAGAAGCCAUUUUCAUGCACUGAAUUUUGAAAGUGUGUUAGUGAGAAAUCAAGUUUUGUGAGACACCUGAGAAUUCACACAGAAGAGAAGCCUAUUUAAUAUGCAGAAUGUGGGAAAUGCUUUGGCUGUAAAUUAAAGGGGUUGUCCGGGCUUUUAACCCCUUCAUGUAUUAUGAUGUUACUGUACAGGGGAAACUCAAAAAAUUAGAAUAUUGUGCAAAAGUCAAUUCAUUUCAGUAAUGCAAAUUUAAAGGAAUUGCAUUAAUGCAGCUUAAAAAAUUGAAACUUUAGGGUUUCAUAAGCUGUA